GGAAAGCCGACAGGCGUUGCGUUGGAGAGAGCGGCAGACGGCCCUUCGGCGCGCGCGCUCGCUCCUGGCAGAUGCCAUCCGGGAGAGCCGGAGGAGAAGCACGCUGUCGGCUGGGAGAGCAGCUCACAUCAAAGGAGAGAAAAUCUCUACCAUCAGGCCUGCAAGCAAAAAUCUAAAAGGAAGAAGGAGGAAAAGAGCAAGUCUUCAAAGCCUGAUAUAGUGACAGUCAACAUUGGCACCAUGGCCUCAAACUCGGGAAUUGUUGUUGAUGAUGGUGAGAGCAGCAAGAAUUGUACCCUGGAGAGAUGCCUGAAUGUAUUUCGCGAUGCAAGCAAUGAUAGCGAACAGUUUGCAGCUCUGCUUCUGGUGACCAAAGCCAUCAAAGCAGGAGAAAUCAAUUCCAAAGCCCGUCGAAGGAUUUUCGAUGCCGUCGGUUUCACAUUCCCAAACCGGCUCCUGACUUCCAAGGAUCCCCCUGAGGGCUGCCCCCAGCACACUUUCCAAGCCCUGGGCCUCACUCUGCUGGCCUGUUUCUGUACAGAUCCAGAUUUAGCCCGGCAUCCGCAGAUGCUGAACAAGAUUCCCAUCUUAAGCGACGUGGUUUCUGCCAAGACCAGAGAUGCUUCUUACAGUGCCAUGAUUGAUGACGCCUACCAAUGCCUCCGAGCCAUCUUGGCUACCCCCAAGGGUCCCAGAGAGUUGAUCAACAGGGGGGGCCUCUCCGCCCUCUGCCAGGCCUACGUGAACCACAGUUAUGGCUACGACCAGGCCCUUCAACUGCUGGUGGGGCUCCUGACGUCGGCGGAAACCAAGUGUUGGCAGAGAGCUACUACUGACCUCAUGGGCGUGCUUAGUGUCCUCAGCGCGGAGUUCCAGAAGGCCGAAGACAUGACCAAAUUCCAGCUGUGCGAAGUGCUGGCCCGCUUUGUGCCUCCUCUUCUCCCCCCGGGCUCCGAAUGUCUCUUGCCCCUCUACCGAGGCCUGUCGAGCAUCUUAACAAGCAAGCUAAGCGCCUCCCAGCGAGACCCUGCCUUGAAGCUUUCGGCCUGCCUCUCCCAAGCCUGCAGCUCAGCCUGGAUCCCAACCGGCAGUUCCGGCAGCAAAUUUUUUGCUCUCUUGGUCAACUUAGCUUGCGUGGAGGUCCGCCUGACCUUGGAGGAGCUGGACCUGACGGAAGUGGAUAAGAAGCGGGAACUGAUGGCCGCCUGCUACAUCCUGAUGGAGCUGGCCAUUGUGGAGUGUACCCGUGAGAAAGGCUCUCUCCUGCAAGAGACCCAGAAAGUGCAGCUGGUGGGGAUCCUGGAGGAAGCUUUGGGGGCUGUCAUACAUUACCUGAGACAGGUGGGGCAGAAGAAGCUGGAGGAUCCUUUCAUCUUUGCCUCUGUUCGAAUCCUGGGUGCCUGGUUGGCCGAGGAGACCUCUUUUCUCAAGCAGGAGAUCUGCGACCUCCUCCCGUUCCUCAUUUAUUACGCCAAGGUGCAGUUCGAAGAAGAGAGGAGAAGCCGGAGAAGUGCUUCACAGUCUGAAAAGGAGCAGGCUGGACAAGGCCCCAUCCCAGAGCCUCUUUGGCGGGGAGACGCUCUGAGAUUCCUGUUACCUGGUCUGAGCCACCUGACUGCCGAAGAUCGCCCCCGUGAGAUCCUAAUUUCGGAGGGGGCACCUGUUCUCUUGUGCCAAUAUUUCCUGCACCGUUGGGAGAUCUUUGUUUCGAACACCGAAUCCCAGUCUGCUUCCAAAGUUAUUGAAGCCAGCCUUCAAACCUCCUGCGAGAUUUUCCUGAAUUUCGUUGUCACCGCUCCCGAUCUAAUCAGCCGAGAAGAUUGUUUCUCAGCCUUGAUGGAUACGGUGCUGAAAUCUCUUUCGUCUCUGCUGCCACAGAGGGAACAUCUCAUUUUGAGUGCCAACCUGGCCACGCUGGGGCUAAUGAUGGCCCGGAAACUGUUUGCUUAUGCAGGUCUACAGGGGACUCCUGAAGCAGAUAGUUUCUUCGGCGCUGCCAUCCGUUUCCUCGGUGAUGCUUACGUGGCCCAAGCCAGCACUGAAGGGGGGAUCGUGACCCUUGGCGUUUCGCCCACCUACAAGGCCGCCUGGCCGGCCAUCCGCGAGUUGUGGUUUUUGGGGAUGCAGGCUUUUGCUAGCUGCGUGCCUCUCUUCCUGUGGCUGCCCCAGGACGUCCUGCGUUCUGGCUGGCUGCAGGACCUCCUGGCUUUGCUGGGCCGCGUUAUCCCAUCCUCCGUGGAUAUGGAGGUGGCGAGGGCUUACCAGGGGGUCUUGGUGGAGCUGGCCAGAGCCAGCCAGCCAUGCUUGGAGAGAAUCCAGCAGCACCGAGGUUUGGAGCUGGCCAGUCUGUACGGCAUGGCCGCCUUAGAACAGUGUCUCUCCGAGCAGUGAGCGUGCUCGGGAAUAGGUGGUGGGAGAAAAGUACGUUCUCCCGGAAGUCGCAGCUUCCUUCUGUGUCCUGCAGGGGGCAGCUUUGUGGUAGGGGGAGAUAGUGUAUGUCCGGCCUCUCUUCUUCCCUAAGUAGCUUGCACAAAGUUAUACCGUGUAAUAGGGGCUGGUUUAUUUCUUUGCCAUUCUUUGUAUUUUAUUUAUUUAUUUAUUGGGGGGAGGGAGUUUGUCAUUCUGCCUUCUUUCCAGGUGGCAGAAGACUCCCAAGGCAGCUCAGAUCUAACACACACACACACACACACAAACAAGAGGCAAGCUUUUGCAAAGUUUAGAGAUGAUCACAAAGCAACUCAAAAUCCAUCAAAGGGCUGAUGAUGAUGAUCAUGCAACGAUUAAACUAUCCAGACCCCCACCAACAUAGUGUUCAUUAAAAGAUUGGGGGGGGGAGAUAUGUGUGUGUGUGUUGGCAGGGUGGGUUGGGGGUAGGGGAGUCUCUAAAGCCCCCUUUUUUAAAGAAAAAAAGAAUAAAUAAAUAGCUGAAGAGGUGCCAAAUAUUUGUCGCUCGGAGUUCCAUGAAGACGGGACCACCACUUUAAAAAAAAAAGAGGGGGGGAAAGGGCAAACGAGGUGUCUCCGUGCAUGUUUUGUAGCUCUCUGUGAUCUCGUAGAGUAAUAUGAAGCAAAAGUCUUAACUUGCUGGCAGUAAAAAAAAAAAAAAAAGCAUCAAGCAUAAUGUAUUGCAAUGCACAUUAGUGCUGCUCCGUUGACUCUUUUAACGCACUGUGAAAUGAGAUAGAUGCUUCUCUGGAGAGAGAUUCAACAGAUGCUAAAGGAAGUCUGGAUUAUUAUUUUUUUUUCUUUUCCUAGCGUGAAGAUGUAAAGAUGACCUCGGCAUAAUGUUUGAACCCCAAGUGUCCUUUGCUAACCUCCGUCCUAUUUGGAUAGGCUCCAAGAAUUUCCUUAAGUGUGGGACGUCCUCAAAAAGAAACCAAUUCUUCUCUCAGGUCUCUGUCAUGGUUGAAGCUUUCCUCUCAAAGGAAGAGGGGAAACGUGGCACACCUUUAUUUGAAUGUAAUUACGUCUGUCCCACUUCGAAUAGUACAAAUCUUUCCAAAAUAAUCUGCAGGGGGGAAAAAAAUCAAAUGACCAAGAAUGAUACUUUUCUCAAAAGGCAGCUAGUGCCAAAUUAUAUUUUCUUUGGGUUGUGGCAGGGGAGGGGGUAGGUGGGUGGGUGGGGAGUGAUUUCUCGGAUGUUUAUAAUAAUAACUUGCACACAACAGCGUACACAAAUUUAAACUUUGUGUGAUUUUCAAACUUGAAGGUUGGGUGGACUUCAACUCCCAGAAUCCCUCAGCCUAUGCUGGCUAGGGAAUUCUGGGAGUCGAAAUCCGCUCGCCUUAAAAGUUGCCAGGUUUUGAAAAGCACCGAUUUGAACCUAGAACAAUCAUGAAAAUCUACGGAAAGCAAUCCUGAUUGGGACUGGUUUUAUCAAUGAAAAGCAGGAUAAGAAUUUUUUUUCGUUUUAUUUCUUUUUUUAAGGAAAUCAUCCUACAAAGAAACGGUGAGCAGUCCGGGGGAAGGUGGGUGAAAUACCUGUUUCCCCUCCCUCUCCUGCCCCACCCGUAAGGGGGCCGGGUGGAGGAGGGAGGUUGGCCACUAAAGCAGCCUUCCUGUGAAAAGAACACGAUGGGUUCCCUAGGGCCAAUAUAUCAAAGUGGGAUGUAGACUCUCUGGAUUGUGGUUGUUUGCUUCUUCGUGUUCUUCAGCAUGUGAGCUCUUGCAUGCAGCUGGUAACUAUUGCAGUACCGUGUUCUUGAAUUGGAGGAUGGUUCAGCCUGUGAAGCUGUGGCCUUGAGUUGUUCUCCUGGUGUUUUCCGGUUCCGUAAAUAAAAGUGGUUUGUCUUGUUA
Molecule: messenger RNA, 4296 nt
Organism: Thamnophis elegans (Western terrestrial garter snake)
Lineage: Eukaryota; Metazoa; Chordata; Lepidosauria; Squamata; Natricidae
Gene: NCDN
Product: neurochondrin
Exons: 8
Coding region: 241-2391 (716 amino acids)
Biological process (GO): regulation of neuronal synaptic plasticity; neuron projection development
Cellular component (GO): dendrite
Source: RefSeq, a predicted model, not a curated record